AUGAGUUUGCAUGGACUAGGAGUCAUUGGGGCCCAGGUGGCCGCAUCGAUCAAAAAUAACGACGAGAAGAAGCCCGCCACGUCCAAGAUCAGGUCUUCACGCCGUUCCAUUACAUCCUCACCUGGGGGUCACAGCCAGGACUUUGAUCCCUCGAUCGGUGCCAAGCCAUGCUCGCCCUUUUAUCGACAUGGAAGUCCCACAAUCUCAUAUGAACAACUCACGCUUGAAACUAAACAUGCCAAUCGGAACCGAAGCCAUCUCAGAGAUCUCGAAAAUGCGGGCCCUUACGCGGCCUGUCGAACUGAUAGUCCUCGACGGUCCAAGCUGUGGGAGGAGGAGAACAAACCACGGACGUGGCUGCAGUCUUUGAGUAACAAACAGCGAAUGGCUUUGAAGGCAGUUGUGGCCGUGGUGACGGUUGGGACCAUGAUCGCGAUCGCAUUGGGAAUCACUGUGGCCGUGGGAGGUCCAGCUUGGAAAACGAGUACCGAGAAGAUGGCAGCUGGGGGAUAA
Molecule: messenger RNA, 513 nt
Organism: Penicillium paradoxum
Lineage: Eukaryota; Fungi; Ascomycota; Eurotiomycetes; Eurotiales; Aspergillaceae
Exons: 1
Coding region: 1-513 (170 amino acids)
Source: RefSeq, a predicted model, not a curated record